This is a messenger RNA of Brachypodium distachyon (stiff brome), 2269 nucleotides long. Its product is annotated as sphingosine kinase 2. The record is from RefSeq and is a predicted model, not a curated record. Gene Ontology annotation, cellular component: membrane; cytoplasm; intracellular membrane-bounded organelle. Gene Ontology annotation, biological process: sphingosine biosynthetic process. The transcript has 10 exons. The coding region runs from base 245 to 1753 and encodes 502 amino acids. Gene Ontology annotation, molecular function: kinase activity. NCBI's taxonomy places the organism in Eukaryota, Viridiplantae, Streptophyta, Magnoliopsida, Poales, Poaceae.
CGGGCUCUCUCUGUAGACGCACGUUUCGCUCCCAGAUCGCAUCUUGUCUCGUCCAGAAACUCAAGAGUACGGCAACUCCACGCGCACUCGAGCCCGUCGUAGGCCAACAGAGGCAAGUUGGAAACUCUGUUCCAUGAUCCAUCGGCCGUCUGCUCCAUCGUCCUCUGCCCUGCUGCGCGCGCGCCACUCCCUCUUUUGAGUUCUCUCCCAUCCCCACACAACAAGUCCUCUCCAUCUCUCCACCAUGGAAGACCGCCACGCAUACGAGAAGGUCCGCGUGAACGGCGCGCCGGCCGAGGCGACGCUCUCCACCGGAACCGGCGGCGGAGGCGGCCCGGAGCUUCGUUGGCGCUGCGCUGGAGGGGUCACGGCGGAGAGGAGCCUGUCGUUGGAGGCCGACGUGCUCGGGGUCGAGGCGAACGGGAAGGAGGUCGUCGUCAGGGCCUUCGUGGCGGACGCCGCCGCGGCGUCGUGUGCCGCGGUCGGUAAGAGGAGAAGGGAGAUAAGGCGCAGGAAGGACUACGUGUUCGAGAUGGCCGCCGGCGAGGGCGCGGCCGCGGCCUGGGGCGACACGCUACGAGGCUGCUUGGACUCGUUCGGCCGGCCGAAGAGGUUGUUCGUCUUCGUCAACCCCUUCGGCGGCAAAAAGCGGGCAAACAAGAUCUACGCCGCGGAAAUCAAGCCCCUGUUCGAAGCUGCCGGGGUCCAAAUCACGACGCAAGAGACCAAGCACCGGGGGCACGCCCGGGAGGUCGCGUCUUCCCUCGACCUUGGAAGAUACGAUGGGAUCGUCUGCGUUAGUGGCGAUGGUGUCCUUGUGGAGGUAGUGAACGGAAUUCUACAACGAACAGACUGGAAGGAAGCAGUAAAAAUGCCGAUUGGAAUAGUUCCAGCUGGUACAGGAAAUGGCAUGGCCAAAUCACUUCUACAUGCUGCCGGUGAGACGUACUCAGUUUCAGACGCCGUAUUUGCCAUCAUCAGAGGUCACAAGCAGUCCUUGGAUGUCUGCGCCAUUGUGCAAGGGCAGGAGAGAAUUUUCAGCGUGUUGUCAAUGACCUGGGGUAUGAAACAAACAUGUUUGGUGGCAGAUAUAGAUAUCGAAUCCGAGAAAUACAGGUGGAUGGGAAGCGCACGCUUCGACUUCUACGCUCUAGUUCGAAUAAUGAACUUGCGCCGAUAUUGCGGAAGCAUCCAUUUCGUGCCUGCCCCAGGCUACGAGGCGUAUGGAGAGCCCGUGACACAAGUGGAUAACAUUGUGGAACGUAUAGAGCAGAAUAGGGAAUCCCCUGGCCCUGGCCCUGGGUUUUCUCAAGGUCCUUCAGCUGAGUUAGAACGCUCGGACUGGAGAUUCUUUGAUGGCCCGUUUGUGGCAGUUUGGAUAAACAACGUGCCAUGGGCUGCUGAGAGUGCCAUGGCAGCUCCUGAGGCCAAGUUCUCAGAUGGCUAUAUGGAUGUAGUUAUAAUCCGAGACUGUCCAAAGCCUGAUCUUCUAGCUCUACUGCUAAAGAUGAGCGAUGGGAGCUAUGUGAAAUCGACAUAUGUUACAUAUCUCAAGGUGAAAUCUUUUCGGUUAUCGCCAGGCCAGCUUGUUGAAAAUCCGAGAAGGGGCGGUGUCAUUGACGUGGAUGGUGAGGUGAUUGCAAGAGGAGAAGGAACGUACGGCAAAGACCAGCAUGAAGAUUUGAUGACCUAUGGUCCUUCUAUUCAGCUGACAGUGCACCAGGCCUUGGCCACUAUUUUUUCUCCCAAAUGACACUUCCUUCGCCCUCCUCCUCCAGUGACUGUCCAUCUGUCUCGAGUGUAUUGUUCCUUGUACACAAUUUCAAAGUACCCUAUUAUACUCAAAACUAGAUUGUUGAAAGAGAAGGCGGCACGCAUAGCUGCAUCACGCCUCUUUGCCAUGAGGAGAUCAUGAAAGGUGCCACAUCAAAGCAACUUGUCUUGUUUCGUCUGAGCCAAUCCAAGCUGCUGUCGACCCCUGCGCUUUCACUUGAUCGUGCUGCGACCUCCAAUCUUGUCGAGCUCUUCACAUGACACUGCAGCUUGAUGAGAAGGUGGGGCCUGGUGGCUGGUGGUGUGAGGUUUGGUAACCGCUAGCAAUGCCUUCAGGCUACAGGGUAGUCAUGUUGCUCUAAUAUAUGAAACGGAGGAUAUGACUGGCAAAACCUUAGGGGCUCUUUGAUUCAAAGGAUUUGCAAAGGAAUUCUAGAGGACUUUAAUCCUUAUUUUUUUUCCUAUGUGGCUCAUUUGAUUCAUAGUAUUUUUUCCA